CAGAAGUUGUAAGCGGUUCUUUUUUAUUUUCCAUUCCAUUCAGCCAAUCUGACGGCAAAUUCACCGUUAAGUUUUCCUAGAUCGUUCAGUCGGUAUCAGAUCAUCAAGUCGGCAGCAUUUUCGUGCAUCGAUGAUCACUAUUUCAUUGACGAACGAUUUCCAUUAUUGUAAUUUAUUAUACGUAUUGUUCAAAUCGUUGUCGACUUAAAUCGAUUCCGAUUGGGAAAACUUCCUGAAUUCGUUUGGACAAAUGCAGAACCUGGAACCGAAUAAUUCCAUCUUUGAGUAAAUAAAUAGUAGGACUCCUAAUUUUAAAAAUCUACAGAAGUCGUCGGCAACGAUGACCAAAUACAAAAUAAAUAACGCAAAUUUGUCUGCCGACAACAAUGUAACGCUGACCUCAUUCAUGAAUGGAGAAAAUGCCAAUUCACACUAUAUAACAAAUCCCUUCAAUAAGGAUCAUCCGGACAAGCCCAACAAUAUGGAAUUACCCGAAAAAUUCCAUUCUAAAAAAUGCGGAUGGGUCAUAUUAAAUUUACCGAAGCAUAAAUUGCGGAGGAAUUCCGUACAAGAAAAAUUCAGGGAAACGAAGCGUUUAUUGGCAGAAAAGACAAAAAAGUUGUGUAGCGUAAAAACGCUUAAAAGGAGAGUCCCUAUCACCGCGUAUCUUCCCAAAUACGACUUGGAAACUGCAGUCUCAGAUUUCGUUGCCGGUUUGACUGUGGGUUUGACAAUAAUACCGCAAGCCAUUGCUUAUUCAAGCGUUGCCGGAUUGCCAGCGCAAAUAGGACUCUACUCCUCAUUUGUAGCCCCAUUUGUCUAUGCCGUGUUCGGUAGCAGCAAGGAUUCCCCUGUGGGACCGACAGCGAUUGAAGGAUUGCUGACUCGGGAAAAUGUCCACGAGCUAGGCCCAUCUGGUGCAGUACUACUGUGCUUCUUGAGUGGAUGUGUGGAACUAUUAAUGGGUAUUCUUAAUUUGGGAUUCCUCAUAGACUUCAUUUCCGGUCCAGUAGCAAUAGGUUUUACGUCGGCAGCAGCUAUAAUAAUAGCCACUACGCAAGUGAAAGAUUUGCUGGGCUUAGAUUAUCCAGGGGAGAAUUUUCUUACAGUAUGGGGUCAGAUUUGUCAACACAUAACAGAUACCAGUAUUCCCGACUGCACUAUGGGAUGUAUUUGCAUCGUUGCUCUUCUAAUUUUAAAGAAAACUAAAGACAUUGAGGUAUAUCCCAACGAUCCCAAAAAAGUAACGGUUUUCCACAAGACCGUGAAAGGAUUUCUUUGGCUGGUAUCGACUUCGCGAAAUCUUCUAGUGGUGGUUAUUUCGGCCAGUAUUUCGUACGCUUUUGAGGUAUAUGGGAAAAAGUCGUUUCAGCUCACUGGAUUUGUAAAGCCAGGUUUACCGGACGUUAGUUUGCCGCCAUUUAGCACCACAGUCGGAAAUGUGACGUACGACUUUGUAGAUAUGGCGUCGACUAUUGGAUCGGGCAUUAUAAUCGUUCCUCUGUUAUCUAUUCUGCAGAAUUAUGCUAUUGCUAAGGUUUACUGUGAUGGAAAAGCAAUAGACAGUACCCAGGAAAUGCUGGCGCUAGGAAUUUGCAAUGUGGCUUCUUCCUUUGUGAGUUCCAUGCCAGUAUCAGGUGCUCUUUCCAGGGGAGCAGUAAACCACGCCAGUGGGGUUAAAACUACUUUCGGAGGAGUCUACACGGGAAUCGUGGUUAUUUUGUCUCUGCGAUUUUUGACCCCUUGGUUUUAUUACAUUCCGAAAAGUGCCUUGGCGGCUGUCAUUAUAGUAGCAGUAUCUUGUAUGGUGGAAUUGCAUACGUUCAAACCUAUAUGGAAAACGAAUAAAAUUGACCUAAUACCAGCGGCAGCGACAUUUUUCGUUUGCUUACUAACCAGACUCGAAAUAGGCAUCAGCGUUGGGGUUGCAAUUAAUUUGUCGUUUUUAUUAUACGCCGUGGCCAGGCCGACAGUAUACGUUGAGAAAAUUGUGAAUGCCUUCGGCUGCGAGUACGUUUUGAUAACUCCGGAUAGGAGCUUGUAUUUUCCUUCGGUGGAGAAUGUGCGUUCGAUCAUUUCCAAAGCUGGAACUGAAUCGGGAUCCAACUCUACGCCUCUCGUGAUCGAUGCCAGACAUAUUCAAGGAGCUGACUUUACUGCUGCCAAAGGGAUGAAGAUGCUGAUGAGAGACUUUAACAAUAGAAAUCAACCAAUCAUAUUUGUUAAUUUAAAGCGGGACGUCGUAAAUACCUUUCAAGGUGUGGGCCCCAAAGCUUUUAUUCACUGCCAAAACAUCGACGAACUCAACGACCUGCUUAAAACGUAUUCUAUGAAACCAAGCAGUGCCCUAAAUGGAGUCGAAUCACAGAACCAACUAAACAGGAGUCGUUUGUAAAACAGACUUGAGGAGGUAACUAGUCUUGACACCGCUUGGUCCGUUGGAGUUAGCGGCGUGUAUUUCGGGAUCGUUUUGAGGGAUUGGAAUACUUUUUAAAUUUUUUUUUGUUUGGUACUCUUUGAAUGCAAUCUUGUGUUACUUAUGAUUAGUUCCUGCAUAUUUAUGCAGAAUGGCCAUUUUCUUAUGGAAUGAUGUCUGUUAAAAAUUUCAAAAAACCAAAGUUUCACAUACCAAAGUUGUUUGGAUUCAUUUACACUUUUAAAAUAUUAUAUACGGAGUGUUUGUAUUUUCGUUCACAAAUAACAACUUUGAUAUUUUGAAUAGAACAGCAUAUAUAUUAAAUAAUUUUUGAAACUUACAAGAAAUGGCAGAAAUGUGUAUGUCAUAUAAAGCUAUACAUAAGUAUACCAGCUGACAUAUUUUCAGUUUUAUGUCAAAAAGUGACAUUUGCCUCUACCGAUUUACCGAUUUUAUAUUUUCGGGGAUCAUUUGCUGACAGAAGGGAUCUACUUUAGUCUGUAUUUAUAUUUUAAAAAUAAAUAAAUAUAAGGUGAUCAAAAAGUUACAUUAAAAAUUAAAAUGAAAAAAUCGUAAAAAGUAAUUUGUAUUACACUGUGACGACAAAACAUGGUAAAAAACUAUGGAACAUUACAGAAACGUCACGAUUUUGACUUCGAAACCAAUAUUUCACAGUUUUAUGUUACCUAUCAUAAAUGUGUUUACCUUGUCCAUAUAUAAAAAUAAGAUUUCUUACAAAAUGUAAUGAUCUAAAUUUUUUUGUUAAUUAUUUAUAUUGUAAUUCACUUGUAGGUUUUGUCCAUUUGGAUAUUUUUUUGCAAAGGGCUAAAUUUUUGUUAUAACAUUGGUUCCAUUUUUACAUGAUUUAUGAUUUAUACAAAAUUGUCGAACUGCAAAAACAGUAGUUGGUAUUUCUUUAGUGCUCGAUUGUUUUUAU
Molecule: messenger RNA, 3353 nt
Organism: Cylas formicarius (sweet potato weevil)
Lineage: Eukaryota; Metazoa; Arthropoda; Insecta; Coleoptera; Brentidae
Product: sodium-independent sulfate anion transporter-like
Exons: 12
Coding region: 341-2395 (684 amino acids)
Biological process (GO): transmembrane transport
Cellular component (GO): membrane
Molecular function (GO): secondary active sulfate transmembrane transporter activity
Source: RefSeq, a predicted model, not a curated record